Molecule: messenger RNA, 839 nt
Organism: Nothobranchius furzeri (turquoise killifish)
Lineage: Eukaryota; Metazoa; Chordata; Actinopteri; Cyprinodontiformes; Nothobranchiidae
Product: calcitonin gene-related peptide 1
Cellular component (GO): extracellular region
Molecular function (GO): hormone activity
Source: RefSeq, a predicted model, not a curated record
UGAGCUGAUGUCACGAGUGGUUUGAGCAGAGUGCCUAUAACUGUUGGAGUCGGCUGGUGUGACAGUCCUCGGACCGCUCCUGACAGACUGGGACCAAACACAACACAAAAGAAUUCUCAUCAGUAUGAAUCAGCUGAAGGUGUCUGCGUUCCUUCUCAUGGUGCUCGUGUUGCUACGCUGCAUCACUACCGCUCCAACUCACAGGUACUUGAGUCCCAGCUCCUCCUCCUCCUUCGAGCAGGAGAGUGCUCCUCCAGAGAGAGAGAGCUGGUCACUGCCUGAGCUCAUCUCCAACCCUUUCCUUGACCUCGUUGGUUCACGGACACAAAGGGGCCUCACGGGAACGAACAGUCACCACUUGGAGAAGAGAAAAUGUAACACAGCCACCUGCGUGACCCAACGGUUAGCAGACUUCCUGGUCCGUUCCAGUAACACCAUCGGGACCGUCUACGUACCAACUAAUGUGGGAUCAUCCACCUACGGAAAAAGGGAACUACAGCAUCCUCGCAACUACUUGCCUUUCUAACACAAACUGAGUUUAAUUAUCCAAUAUUAUGUAAAAAGGCUGUAAAAAUGUCACUAAUAAUGACACUGAUUGUAAUAAUCAUGAAGAUAAGAAUGUUUUUUGUCACAAACAUGAAGAAGCAGUGCCUUUGUUUGGUUUAAACCAUCUGAUCAAAUGUUUGGUUCCUCCCAGUUCUGUGGUUGUUAGUCUUGUCAGUCCUUUUUUCAAAAUAGCAUGAUGCAUUCAGAAAAGGGAAUAAAAUAUGUAAAGCAUCUAAUAAAAAAUGUAAACCUACAUUAAAUACAUGUUAUUUGUUGUUUUUGAUAAUAAAAUA